Molecule: messenger RNA, 2422 nt
Organism: Caenorhabditis angaria
Lineage: Eukaryota; Metazoa; Nematoda; Chromadorea; Rhabditida; Rhabditidae
Source: the annotation of a GenBank genome assembly
AUGGAAACCGAUGAUUUGAUAUUGAAAAGAUUGCCGAAGAAAGCGAGAAGUUGGGCUGUUUUGAUUGGUGGAGUUAUGUGUAUGAUAACAUUUGGGAUUGUUUAUACAUGUGGUGAGUAUACAAAAAAAAAUUUUUAAUUUCAAAUCCCCUCAUUUUCAGGAAACCUCUUACCAUAUUUGGUCUCAUAUUUCCGCUGGAAAAUUGAUCCAACAAUGCGAAAUGGUCAAAUGAUUUGGCUUCAAACAUUAUUAAGUGGUCUCCCAAUGGGAAUGGUUAUUGGCGGAAUUGUUGAAAGAAAGUUGGGUGGUAGAAUUGGUGGAAUGAUUGGUGCAAUCAUUUAUACAUCCGGUGUUGGUUUAACUUAUUAUUCAAUUCAAAUUUCUUAUUUGGCUAUGUUAUCAACGAUGGGAGUUAUUGCAAGUAUUGGAAGUAGUAUUGCAUAUAGUUCCAUUUUACCAACAGCGCAACGGGUUUGUUUUUUAAGAGGGGGGGGGUUAAUGUACUCCAAGAAUAUUUUUUAAAGCUUAAACCUAGGUCUUUUUUCUAUAAAUUAAGUUCAAAUGAAACUAGGGUGCAGAAGAAACUGCUGAAAAAUCUUUUUUUUUUUCUGAGUUACCCUAACUUUUGAGACAAACUUUUCCUCUCAAGAUUAAUCUGAAAAAAAAUUAAAAAUCAAAUUUUUACAGUGGCUCCCGGAUAAUGUCGGCCUUGCUGGUGGUGUUAUAAUCGGUGGAUACGGCUGUGGUGCAUUCAUCCUUUCGCCCCUCCAAACAACAUUUAUAAAUCCCCUCGAUUACCGUGUAAAUGAUGAAGGAUAUUUUACCCAAGAAGAUCUUCUCGAAAGAGUUCCCUCUGUUUUUCUAGUCAUGGCUAUGUUCUUCGCAGUUCUCCAGUCAAUUGGUCUCAUUUUCAUCGGUCAGCCAAAUGAAGAAAUUGAAAUUGAGAAUCAAAGUAUUUUGGGAAAUGAAGAGGAAGUGUUAAUUGAAAAAUCACGAAUUUGGCCACAACUUAAAUCCACAACCUUUGUUGUUUUAUUUGCUUCCUUAACUUGUAAUGCAGUUUGGGUGCAAUUAACAAGUGGAUUAUAUAAAGCAUACGGUCAGCAAUUUAUUGAUUCCGAUCUAUUUUUAUCACUGAUUGGAAGUUUGUCAUCAAUUUUUAAUGCUGGAAGUCGAAUUGUUUGGGGAGCAAUUGCAGAUGCGGUGAGAUUUUCGAUUUUUUUGAUUUAUGAUUGAUCAAUUGCAGUCCUCAUACCAACUUUCAAUGUCAAUAGUUUGCACAAUGGGUGCUCUACUCGCCUUCUGUCUUCCUGUCGUCAAAUAUGUUGCCAGUGAUCUUCUUUUCCUUCUCGUCGUUUGUCUCAUAUUUUCAUGCAUCGGUGGCACGUUUUCAAUCUUCCCGUAUAUUACUCACAAAUGUUUUAGCAAGGAUAAUUUUAGUGUUAUGUAUGGAUUUUUGCAAUGUUCGGUGGUGAGUGGGUUAGGGAAAAAUCAUUUGUCUAAAGUUGGGCUAACUUGGGAAAAGGAUUAUUGAAUUUCUGCAUCGAAAGUCGCAAAGAUACUUUGAGAUUUACUGUAGCCGUUAACUGUGACACAAAAUUCGAACUGCAAAGAUUACUGUAUUCAAAGACUGCAAGCUUAGGAGGAUUCGGUACACUAAACUGCAAACAGUACUGUAGCUUCAGCAAAAAUUACGGUAGCCACAGUUAGCUGUAACGCAAAAUUCGAACUACAAGGAUUACUGUAUUCGAAGACUGUUCAAGCGCAAGUUCCAAACUGCAAGGCUUACUGUAGCAUCAGUUUUUAGAACUGCAAGAAUUACAGUUAACUGUACCGCAAAAUUCGAACUGCAAAGAUUACUGUAUCUGAAAAACUGUUAAAGUUCAAGUUCCAAACUGCAAGCGUUACUGUAGCUUCAGAUCUUAAGACUGCAAAAAAUACGGUAGUCAAAUUUACAUUAGAUAUACCGCUCUCAAGGGGUACUGUAGCUUCAGAUCUUAAAAUUACAAGAAUUAGCCAAAGUUAACUGUAAUGCAAAUUCAGAACUGCAAAGAUUACUGUAUCUGAAUAACCGUUCAAGCUCAAUUCCAAACUGCAAGGCUUACUGUAGCCUCGGAUUUUAGAACUGCAAGAAUUACGGUAGUCACACUUAGCUGUAAGGCAAAAUUCGAACUACAAAGAUUACUGUAUCCGCCCCCUUCAACAAUAUUUUUCUCAGAGUUUGGCUGGUCUGAUUGCUGGCCUGAUUUCAACCCAUGCUCUACCUCGAAUCGGUUUCGAAUAUCUUUUCAUUGUUGCCGGUGCUUUCAUGUGUAUCUCAUUUAUUCUAACAACAAUUGUGAAUUACACCGAUUUGGCAAAGAUUCAAACGCAAGGACGAAGAAGGCAUGAAGAGGAAAAUGAGUAUACGAGUUUUGACUAA